AGGUAAAAUUUAACAACCGGUUUGGUCUGGUGCAUACUGAUUUGACAGCUGAACAGCGAAUAAUGACGUCAGCUGAUCUUUAACUAUGGUUGGUGAAUACGGCUAGCAUCUCUUGUUUGAAUUUAAAAAUAAACAUUAUUUAUUUUGUUUUCAUUCCAGUGUUAUAAGUGGCUGUUGAAAAUAGUUUUUUUGUGUGUUGGUCUGAUUUUAAUAACAUUAGGUAUUAAAAUAUUUUUUGUAUUAAUGUAAAUACGCCCACCUACCAGAUUUUAAUUUUGUAAGUGAAAGAACAGCUGAAAUUUCUGGCAAUAAAACAUGCGGGGAUUUUCCCUAAAAUAGUUUCGAUAUUUUUUUUCUAUCACUCGCGUUUGCUUUCUGUGAAAAAUCCAGGCAACACAUUGAAUGUGAGUUAACUGCUUUGUGAAAUAUACAUCAGAGCAGAUUAAAUUUGUUGUGGUUGAAUUUAAAGUGUUUGCAGGAACUCUUAGAUUUUUUUUUUUUUAUUAUGUACUACUGAGCUUGCUAAUUUUGUAAUCUUAUCAUAUAGAUAAGUGUAUAAGAUUUUCAUACCUUUAUUUUCUCUCCUGGAUUUGAACGUAUUUCACUCUAAAAGAAAGCUGUUGCAUGAUUAAUUUAUCAUUUAUACCGAUAUUUUUUAAAAGUUGUUUUCAAAAAUUAUUUUUAAAAUCAUAAGUAAGUUUUAAAGAAAUACAUUUUUAAACAAUAAAUUAUGCUAUCAAUUUGACUGCUACAGAAUAAGAUUUUAGUUGGAAACUACUGUCUGUGGAUUUAAUAAUAUAGUAAAAAAUAAAUUCAUGGUGAUAUAAGUAUUUCUUAUAGACUGAAGAUUAAUUCUGUCCAAUAUUUUACUGAUAAUAAUAUUUUCAUUAAAUUGACAGUAUUUUUAUAUUUAACAAUUUCUUUCGCAAUUCGAAAUAUAAGAUUGCAUCUCAUAACGGAGAGAAACUAUCAGAUUAUAAAAUAUGGAUAAUUCAACUGCAUCCCAACAUAUAGAAACUAGCAUGGAAUAUAUGAAAUUUUGUACAUAUGUGAUUGAUAAAGAAAUGAAGAGAUUUAAUUUAGAUUUUACUGUAUAUCAAUCAUUUGUUACUCAGCUACCUGGUAGUCUUGAUGUAAAUUUUGAUAUUGCAUAUAAUAGAUGUGCUUUCAUGUAUAAAUAUACUUUAUGUAAUAUGUAUUUUUUUAAAGAUUGCAUAAAUAAAUUUCUCUUGCAAUGCACAGAAUUUAAAAAUUUAGUUUCAAAAUGGACAGUUGAUUCAAAUAGUAAAUUAUGUGCCAUGAGUUGUGGUCCAGGUUUGGAUUAUUUGUCAUUCAUGCUUGCUUUGUCUGAACAUGUCAGUCCCUCAACAUUUAAAAAUAUAACAAUUCUAUCAAAACAUGGUGCUUGGAGAAACACUGUUGGGAUAGUUGCAGAUGCUUUAGAGGAAGGAGCUCUUUCUAAAUAUGGAAUUGGAAAGCUGUUGAAUUUUAAAAACAUUGAAGUGAUUCAAUCAAAUUUACUUAUAUCUAUUCCGGUGAAAGGUUUUGAAGCUCUUCAACAUUCAAGUGUCAUUUUGAUGACUAAAACCUUAAAUUUAGCAGCACCAGGAUCAAAUGAAGAAGAACUUAUUAAAACUAAACUUCUGGAACUAAUUUCUUCAUUGAAACCUGAAGCGACUAUUUUUUGCAUUGAUACAAAACCUAGUUUGGUGUUAUUCUUAGAAGUUUUGUCACGAUUUCAUGGAAAAUUUUUGUACAAGCCUGAUCAUUUGUCUUUUAGAGUUCCUAUUACAUUCUCAGAAGAUUAUAAAGAAAAACAUGGUUGCUUUCCUGUUGUAUGUGCUAGAGGUGCAUUUUUUGUAUGGCAGAAAUUGUCAACUGUUGAACCUCAUUCAAAUAUCGCUAUUUCUCCUAUAAAUAUCCUAACUGAUGUAAAAGAAAUCUCUCAGAAUUCAUUAGAAAAUACAACUAAAGAGGAUGAUGAGGUUUUAAACAUCACAAAAACACUAAGGGAUUUAAUACUUCCAAGCAAUAAAAAUUUCCAGCAUAAUUCAUUAGGCAAUGUUAUGAACGAUUCACAUGUAAAUGAUAACACAGGUGAAUUGAUAUCUAUAACAUCUAGUCCUUUUAAUACUCCUAAAAAAUUAGAAAUCAAUAAAUCUUCUUCUGUUCAAACUCUUCUUGACAGCCCAUCACUUCAAGAAGUAACUUCUCAAGUAAAUUUUGCUGAAAAGAACUGUUCUGCCAGUUCUCUAAAAAAAUCAAACAGCAUUGACAACAGUUUUUUCCAGAGCUCUUCUAAAAAUAUAUCAUUUCUUGAAGAAAGUGAUUUGUUACAGAAUUAUCCAUUAUAUAAUCAAACAAAGGAAGAAACCUAUCCAACAAUUCUUCCCCAUCAAAUUCCUGCUAAAAGUAAAGUCAAUGAAAGCAAAAGUAAUACUGUUCCAAAAAGUAAUCAAAGUUUAAAGUCUACUUUAGAAUCGAAGGCAACUCAAACAGAAUUACACCAAUUUACAACUAAUUCAAGUCAUAUUAAGGACCUUACUGAAAGAGUAAAAAGACUUGUUUCUUCAUUAGAAAAUGAAAUGCAGAAAAGUAUUUCUGAUGGUCAAAUGGACUAUAAUAUACAUGAUGCACCUAAAAUGAAUGCAAAUUAUACAUCCUGCUCCACAAAUCAUACUAAUAAAUCUGAUGUGAAUGUCACACCUCAAUGCUGUAAUGGUUAUCAGACUGAAAGAGAACAUUUAAUAAAUUUUUGCAAUUGUGCUCAAAUGCAUCAUGAUCACUGUUGUGCAGUUAGACACAUUCAUAGAUGCGAAAUGCAUUGUUGUAAAUCAUGUAUUCACAAAUGUCACAUAAAUCCUUACAGGUGUUGUGAAAAUAAUACUGCUUCUACUAGUACACGUUUAGCACAGCCUCAAAUUGUUAUACCUUUGCAAAAUGUGAAUAAUGAUGUAUUAUUGCAAAUUAUUUUAGCUGCUAAAUCUGGCUCAGAAAUUCAGUAAUACUUUUAAUGCUGUUAUUUAUAACUUUGAACAAGUCAUUCAUUUCAGCUGUGCUAAUUUUAUUCAUCGUUUUUUUUUUUUUCCUUUAGGAUUAUACUGUUUUUCAGCUAUUAAUUUUUUUUUUUAAUAUUUGCUUUAUGUACAUUUAAUAAAAAAGUUUUGAUAAAAGUUUAAAAUAAUCUUAUAAAUUUGAAAUUUUUAAAGUUGCAAGUUUCACUUUAAUCUAUAGUUUUCUCUUUAAUAAAGGACACUAUUGAUGCUAUGGCAUUUUUGGUAAUGAAUAUAUAUAUAUAUUCAAAAUUAGGGGCAUAUAUUUAUAAGUUAUAUUGAUAAAUAUCACAGACAUUUUCAAUAUUUUUGAUUAUUUUAUUUGUUACCAUGGCUUUCUAAAUUUUCUUGCUUAUCUGUACUAUUUUUACUAAAAAUUCUGAAAAUUUUUAGGUGGAUUUUUAUGGGUAAAAUUAUAAUUAUCAGAUGUAUAUUAUACAUGAACAUUCUUUAUUUUUCAUGCUGGAAUUAUUGAAAUAUUUAUCAGAAUCACCAACUGUACUUUUUCAAAUAUUAUGUGAUAUUUUUCAGAUAUUCUAUAAAGCACACCAAUAUUUUAUGUAUUCAUAAUCAAUAAGCAUGCUGAAGAUUUCCCAAAUUUUUCAAUAUUGCAGCCUGAAUUUUAGAAAAACAAAUGCUGUAAUGAUCAGUUUUAUCCUAAACACAUAGAAUUUUUUUAGAGAUAAACAGGACGUUUCUUUCAGAAAAAAUUUUUAUAAGCCAAAAAAUAGCUUUAAUGAAAUAUAUAUAUAUAUAAUUUAUAUAUAUAUAUAAUUAAAUGUAAUUUUAGAAAAAUAUUUGUGUAGUUUGAUGAAAAUUUGUGGUUUAUAUUUGUAAUAAUGGAUUUUGAAAGAUUCACAGGCAUUCAUGAUCUUCUCUGGGCUUGUAAUUUGAUAACUCCUACAUAAGCCAAAUUAAACAUUUGGAAUUAGUAUGAAAUUGUUUUUUCUAAUACUGUUAUAUAAUUUGAAGUAAGUGUAUACUUUGCAUGUGUUUGAUGAUCCCUGUCAAGAAAUGGCAUAAUGAAGUGUCAAACUUUUAAAAGUAUGUAAUUAAAAAAUUUUGAUUACAGAAAUUGUAGCUAUUUGAUGUAAAUUUAUGUAGCUAAAAGAGUACAAAUCGAAAAUAAAAUUUUCCACUUUUAAUCAGAAUUUUGAUAAUUAAAUUUAGUCAUUAAACUUUUGAUGAAAAAAUAGUAUUUCUCUCUUAUAAAGAUUAUUAUUUAUUAUUUUCAAAAUGGUAACAUUUGUAGAUAAAGAAAUAGAAAUAUGAUAAAAUAUUUAGGGUUUGCUCAGAAGUCAUUGUAAUUUUACAUGGAAUUUUGAACUAACAUUUGACCUUUCAGUAUAGAAUUUUUGUUGAAAUAUUGUAUAAGUUGUAAGAAAUGAUUAUAAACUGGAAAUCAGUUCCCAAAUAGAAUAUGAUUGUAUAGUUCUUAAUUAUGUAUAGUUAAAGUAAAGGUUUUUAAGAUUUGUAUUUUUGA
Molecule: messenger RNA, 4536 nt
Organism: Argiope bruennichi
Lineage: Eukaryota; Metazoa; Arthropoda; Arachnida; Araneae; Araneidae
Exons: 2
Coding region: 984-3005 (673 amino acids)
Source: RefSeq, a predicted model, not a curated record